Messenger RNA from Funneliformis geosporum, 515 nucleotides. NCBI's taxonomy places the organism in Eukaryota, Fungi, Glomeromycota, Glomeromycetes, Glomerales, Glomeraceae. The record is from the annotation of a GenBank genome assembly.
CUUUAGAACUUGUUAAUUUAUUUGAUAAUUCUAAUAUUACUCAUAAAUUAUUACAAUUUUCACCUGAAUUAAAUCAAAAUGGAUAUAAUUUACUAUUUACUGCAUAUGAAAAAGGAAAAUCUCGCAUGGAAAGCCUUUUAAAACAAGAAGUAUAUCAUACUGAAUCUCAUAAUACAACUGGAAGAAGAGUUCGUGAAGUUAAUAUUUAUACUUAUAUGCAAAUACAAGAGAUAUUUACUAAAAAAAUUACUAAAUCCGAAAUUAAAUUAUCAAAACUUAAUCCAACUCCGUUAUAUCAUAAUACAUCACAGAGUAUUUCUAAAGAAGGUGAACAAUCUGCAAAAAAGAAAACUAAAAGAAUCGUUAAAGAUUAUGAAAAAGAAUUAUUAGACCCCCUAGCUUUAGAAUUUUUAAACUCAACACCUACAGAUAUUGCAGUUAAUAAUAUUUUAUCCCAUCUUGAUUCAACCUGGGAACGCAAAGAUGUCUUACAAUAUGUUAGAAAUAGGAGAAGA